CGCGCGCAACUGAAAGUGAAAGCGUUCGACCUCUCGGCGCUCGCUCUCUCCGGUCUGGCCGCCCGCGCCGUCCUGGUUUCCGUGCUGCAGUCCCGGUGGCGGGCGGGAUGGAGGAGCCGCAUGCCGUCGCGGGCGCGGACGUGUCGCUUCACAACUUCAGCGCGAGGCUGUUGGAGCAGCUCGUCCACUUCCACGUCAUGCGGCUGACGGACUCGCUUUUCCUGUGGGUGGGAGCAACGCCGCAUCUGCGCAACCUCGCAGUGGCCAUGUGCAGCCGCUACGACCCCAUUCCUGUGUGCACUUCCCUUUUUGGAGAUACUUCUGACACAACUUCCACUGGCCUUGCCCAGCGCUUAGCCAGGAAGACCAGUAAACAGGUGUUUGUCAGCUACAACCUCUCCAACACAGACAGUAACUUCACCUUACUCGUAGAAAACAGGAUCAAGGAAGAAAUGGAGACGUUUCCGGAGAAGUUCUGAGUGGCAGAAGGAAGAGUUUGUAACUUGUGUAUAAACUACGCUUCAAUAAACAGGUUGGGUUUUGUCUCA
Molecule: messenger RNA, 548 nt
Organism: Phodopus roborovskii (desert hamster)
Lineage: Eukaryota; Metazoa; Chordata; Mammalia; Rodentia; Cricetidae
Gene: Psmg4
Product: proteasome assembly chaperone 4
Exons: 3
Coding region: 108-479 (123 amino acids)
Biological process (GO): proteasome assembly
Source: RefSeq, a predicted model, not a curated record